Messenger RNA from Kalmanozyma brasiliensis GHG001, 4965 nucleotides. Its product is annotated as Helicase, C-terminal. The record is from RefSeq and is a predicted model, not a curated record. The transcript has a single exon. Gene Ontology annotation, molecular function: metal ion binding; ATP binding; ATP-dependent chromatin remodeler activity. The coding region runs from base 1 to 4965 and encodes 1654 amino acids. Lineage: Eukaryota; Fungi; Basidiomycota; Ustilaginomycetes; Ustilaginales.
AUGACGGACCUCGGUAGCAGCUCAGAUACGCUCGAGGAGAUCGACGACCCUUCCGAGCUCCUGUCACGGCCGCUCGAGCCCGUUCCGCUGGUCAAGCCUCCGCCACAAGAGCCAUCGCAUACAAGCCCGCAGCGGAAGCGCUUGCUCCCGCCGGGCUACGGCACUUCCACUGCCAAUGGGAGCUCGUCUGGUUCUUCGCGACCAGCCGUAUGGAGGCCUGCCAACGCCAGUAUGCCCGCCGCGUCGUUUUCUGGAACAUCCUCGGCAAACGACAUGAUCAUCGGAGGCAGCGGUGCUCGCGUUCCCACUCAAUUCCUCGACUCAAACGGCAGCUUUUCAAAAUCGUCACAACCGCUCCAUUCGGUCCCGUCUUCUGCGUCGAGCUCUUCAUCGCAUGCUCCGCAGAUGCCAGGAGCGUUCCCUGCAUCCAACCAGAAGCCUCCCUCCGCAGCAUUCCAAGCAUCUGCAUCGUCGACUUCGAAAGCAGCGCCUCCGAGCUCCUUCUCCAAGUGGAACGAUCGGCCAGUGGUCGACCUGACGCUAGACAGCGACGACGAGGACGAAAAGAAGCCAGCAGGCAUCAACGGCGGCUCGAGCAGUACCCCGAUCCAUGUGCAGGACCGCAAGCCCCACGCUUCCGCAGAGUCAUCCGCAGGUUCUUCGGCUUUGAUGCUUCCGCAGGGCAACGGCACCACUGGGAAUGCAUCCUCGUCAAAGACGGCUUUGCCCGUUGCGGACGAUGAUGACGAUGAGCCAGUCCUCGUCUCCCUCAAGACGAGAACGCCAGAGGAGUUCGAAAUAGAUCACGUCAAGUCCAACGCGAUCGUAUGUGCAGGCAUGAUCAACGCCGUCGUCCUGUGCAUGCACGGUCUGCCGCCGUCGCUCACUUUCGAUGGCACAUCGGGCCAAGAGCCCCCUGCGGAUCCCAACUUCAGCCGCGAGAACUGGCUCGGCGCAUCGCGCUUUUGGGUCGAGCCUGGGUUCAGACCCGUGAUGCUGCAUCUGUCCAAUCCGUCCGGCUUACCGCCCUCGAACAGGUCGCUGCCGGGAGGCUGGUCGUACACCGCCAUGCCGGCUCAGAAAACCGAGAUCAACGUCAGUGUGAUCAUUCCCCCUCGCGCUCGGUUCCCGCACUUGUCUCCCGAGGACGCCAAGAAGGAAGGUCCGGCUGUGGAACCGGCGUUCGGUAUGCUCGCAGAGAAGUUUGUCACCUCGAUGGAGCCCUUGCUUCGCCUGAACAAGGUCCGCUGCGAGGCUCGCUGCAGGAUGGUACCCACCGGACGAGGGCAGAACUUUCUGCAUUACCUCGAGGUCCUCUUAUUCGCUCGUCGCCCCGAUCUCAACCUGGUUUCGGACCGCCUGUCGGCGUACGGCAUUCAGCUCGAGCAUCCUCUUUCCUACUUUCCGGAGGACUACCCUACCGAGCCGCAGUAUCAGAACCCGCACAAUCCGCCAGUGGGCGGGAUGCGGAACGACGCGGGGAUGUAUAGCGGCAUCUAUCGCGGCGCUGGCGUCGGAACGAGCGUCCAGAAUCGCGAGCUGACGGAGAAGGAGAAGAAGGCACAGGUCGAUGCCAUCUACUCGAGCAUCCGGAGUGGCGAGGACUUGGCUGCUGUAGAGCCGGUGGAGCUCAUUUCGACCAAAUUGCUCCAACACCAAAAGCAGGCGCUUGGCUUUCUGCUCAAUCGCGAAAGGGAUCGCCGCUGGCCGGAGCUGCUUGUGGAACCUGCCAUCGAGGUGGACGCGGAGGAAGACGCUGGAAGCGUUAAGAAUGGGUCGGUCAAGGCCGAGCCUUCCCAGAGCAGCCGCAACGGCUCCGGUCCGAGCGAUUCAGCCCGGAAAGACGUCAAAGGCAAGGGCAAGGCUGAAAAGGCGGUCGAUGAGGACUCCAUCUCGCUCUGGAAGGUGCGCAAAGGCAUGAACGGCAAGGUGCGGGCCUGGCGCAACUUGAUCACAGACCGAGAGACGAUGAUGCAGCCUCGCAUCUGUCGCGGCGCCAUUCUGGCCGACGACAUGGGCCUAGGCAAGACAAUUACCACCCUCGCCCUCAUCGCGCACACUCGCAAGGAGGCCAAAGAGUUCGGACUGUCCAAAGUGGAGCGCGAUGCUAAGGUCGAGCUCACGCAAGCGAUGCAGUUGGCGAGCGUCUCCAGCGCCGCCGUGUCUCGGGAGGCAGAAAGACGCAACGGCGUCGGCAAGGUCCACAGCCGCCAGGCGAUCAGGCUGCACGAUUCAGACGACGACGAGCCAAUGACGGACGCGGACGCAGAGAGCGACCCAGACGACAGCGACUCGGCGCCAGCCAUGUCGCUGGCCGUCCACGGCGCACCCGCCGCUGCCAAGACAAGCCCGGCGAAAGGCAAAGGCAAGAAGCCGAAGAAGGACAAGAUCGAUCCCGAGGCUUUGCAGCGUAAACAUCUUGAGCGUCGCAGUCGCGCCACGUUGAUCGUUUGCCCCUUGUCCGUGGUAUCUAACUGGGAAGAGCAGUGCAAGGAGCAUUGGCAUCGACGUAAGCUGCCGUCGAUCUACAUCUACCACGGUCCGUCGCGAGCCACCAACAUCAAGUGGAUUGCCGAUCACGACAUCGUCCUCACGACAUACUCGACACUCGGAUCUGAGUUCUCGCACCAGACUACGUGGAUGACCGAGGACAACCGCAAUGAUGACGAGAAGAAGAAGGCCUUUGGCAAAGCCGCCGCUCGCGAGAGUCACUCGCCUGACGAUGAUGAUGACGACGAUGACGUCUUUAUGGUCAAUGGAGAUGGCGAUCCGAUCGAAGGUACGAAUGGCAAAUCGAGCACGGACAAGAAAGGCAAGAAGCGUCGACGAAAGCCUGCCAAGGAAGCACUCAAUCCUCUACAGCGGAUCGAAUGGUUCCGCAUCGUUCUCGACGAGGCGCACACAAUCAAGGGUGCCGGCACGUGGCAAUCGAGAGCCACAUGUAACCUCUCUGCGCAGCGUCGACUCUGCCUGACGGGUACGCCAAUCCAGAACACGAUCAACGAUCUUUACGCCCUCGUCAAAUUUCUCCGCCUCGAGCCAUUCAUGGAUCGCGCCAUGUGGAACGAGUUCUGCGGCCAACGCGAGACGUAUCAUUUGCGGUCGAAAGGCAAAGACGACGAGCCGAUCGACUCGGCCAAUGUCGGCCACGUUCAGAUCUUGAUGAAGUUCUUGGCGCUUCGUCGUCAAAAGACGACAAAGACGGCCGAUGGCAAGAUGCUUCUCACACUGCCACCUAAGCUGAGCAAGACGGAGUACCUCGACUUUGAAGAACGGGAGAAGGCGCGCUACCAGGCGCUGCACGACAAGUACCGCGAAGACUUCGAGGAGAUGAUGGCCAAGGAUUCGGUUGGCAACAACUAUGCAACGAUCUUGCACGAGAUUCUCAACCUGCGUAUGACCUGCGAUCAUCCCUCCCUGGUCGAUGUUAGCAAGGACGCGAAACUCAGAGGUAUGGGUGCGGACCUGUCCGAGGCGAUCAGGCUAGAUGGCCUAAACCGAGAGAGGGCAGCAAUCCUCUUCGACGUCUUCCGAGAGGGCGAUAUGGCCUUCUGCUCAGAUUGUCAGGCGGAUCUGACGACCAGCUUAGACGGCGAUGGUUCGAAUCGAGAUGCGCAGGAGCUAGCCGACGCGCUUGACAUCGCGGCCUUUGACUCGCGCGAUGGCAAAGGUUCGCGCAAACGAACCAAGAUUGAGCCAGGAUUCGGAUCAGGGAUGACGUCCGGCAUGAUAUCCAGAGAUGGACUGGAGACAGCAGGCGGCAGUGCAGCACGACCUGUUGUGACUCGAUGUCAGCACCUUUUCUGCUCAACCUGCUUCCGCCGCAUGAUCGGCUUCCCUUGGCCAGACGUGAGCGCUUCGGAUGUCGGCAAUUGCCCGUCUUGCCAGCAUUCCUUGCAGCUCGCUCUCGACGCCAUCGAAUUGGAGCCGUCCGAUAUGGUUGGCCUCAAUGGCGAUCAGAUGGAACGCAAGGCGGACGGAGACAGCGACUUCAUCGACGACGAAGUCGAAGCCGAGACAAAGCUCAAGAGGCGUGCAGACGAGGAUUCGGAUUUGGACGAACCGGCCGACGACUUUGACUGGGGCAGCGACGAUGACAUCAAGCCACGAACGAACAAGCCCAAAGCGCCUCGGAAGAACGGCAAGUCGUCCGGCAGCGUCCCUCGACGUCCCCUCGGCGAUCUUUCCCUGGAAGGCCGAAAGGACCUGUCGACCAAGAUCCGCGCGCUCAUCACCGACUUGCUGCCGUUCUCCAAGUGCAAUCCGCACUCGGCGCUGUUCGAUCCGACGGCGCCUCGGCUCCUCCACAUCGACACCAAGACGUCGGAAGAUGAACAGAUUCGAAACCUCGAGGAGCCUGUUGUCGUCAUCCAAAAGCCGCCGCCGGCCGUCACCUCCAGCGGCUUGCUAGGAAAGCUCGAUCAAUCCUACGAAGCCCUCGAGUCCUACGAUCCCGUCAAGAGUGUCGUGUUCUCGCAGUGGACCAAGAUGCUGGACCGUAUCCAGAAAUCGCUCUCACUCACUGGCAUCCGAUACGUCCGACUGGACGGGACGAUGAAGCGAUCCGACCGCACCGCAGCACUGGAGACCUUCCGCACGGAUCCGUGUGUCGAAGUCCUUCUCGUGUCGCUGCGUGCCGGAGGUACCGGUCUCAACCUCGUCACCGCAUGCCGCGCCUACCUGAUGGAUCCCUACUGGAACCCGGCCGUCGAGAAUCAGGGUCUCGACCGAAUUCACCGCAUGGGUCAGACCCGCCCGGUCAUCACGACCAAGUACAUCAUCCGCCAAAGCAUCGAAGAGAACAUGUUGCGGCUGCAGAAGCGAAAGAUGAUGCUCGCCGAGAAGGUGGGCAACAAGCGCCAGAUCGGAGAUAUGGUCCCGGCGAGCGCCCAGGCGAGGCGUGACGAGAGGAGGGAGGAGCUUAGGAUUCUGUUUGGCACUUCGGAUGGUGGGGUCAAGCUGUGA